UUAACUAAUUUAAAGAAAGUUGACUAUAAAAGAUCAGACAAUUGAAUUUUAUAAGUUAAAAAUUAUUACUGUUCCUGAGGAUUGUAGCUGGCAAAUUGUCCAUGAUGCCUUUCUGUUCCCUCAUGGCCAAUUGAGAUAAAGGAUGUCAAGUGUAAGCUAAAUAAGGAAGAGGCCUUGGAAAGGUUAAAUGAAGUGCAGAAAAACAGUCACUGAGAUCUCCAGGAAGCUCUCAUACAUAAAAACGGUUAUACUGGCAGAUUUUAAAAUUUUGAAGGAAUUUUUCAGAAACAGCCAACAUGAGAGUUCCCGUCUUUGAGGAUUGCAAAGAUGAAAGUGAAGGAGAGAAGAAAUCUGGGGAAGAAGAUGCAGAAGAUGAAGAAGAAAAGGUAUUCCUUAAACCUGUCAUUGAAGACCUAAACAUGGAGUUGGCUAGAAAAUGUACCGAGCUAAUUAGUGAUAUCCAUUAUAGAGGAGAGUAUAAAAAGUCAAAAGGCAAAUGUACAUUUGUGCCUGACACCCCUCUGCUAAACCAUGUAAAACAUAUAGGUGCUUUUAUUUCUGAGGCAAAGUACAAAGGCACCAUCAAGGCAGACCUUUCCAAUUCAUUGUAUAAGCAGAUGCCAGCCACGAUUGACAGUGUAUUUGCAAGAGAAGUUUCACAGCUUCAGAGUAAGGUUCUCUAUAAACAGAAACAUGAUGCUACAAAAGGAAUGUCAGACUAUUCACAUAUGAAGGAACCACCUGAUAUAAUGCAUGCCAUGGAAACCAGUAAACAUCAAAGUAAUGUUUCUUAUAGGAAGGAUGCAGAGGAUAAUCAUAAAUACAAUGCGGGGAUUGACAGACCAGACAUCAAGAUGGCAACCCAAGUCUCCAAGAUCAUUAGCAAUGCUGAAUACAAAAAAGGAAAAGGAGAAAUGAAUAAAGAACCAGCUGUGAUGGGAAGGCCAGAUUUUGAGCAUGCAAUGGAAGCUUCUAAACUUUCUAGUCAAGUUAAAUACAGAGAAAAAUUUGAUAAUGAAAUGAAGGAUAAGAAACACCACUAUAAUCCUCUUGAAAGUGCUUCUUUUAGGCAAAGUCAGUUUGCAGCUACACUUGCAAGUGAUGUGCAGUACAAGAAAGACGCUCAGAUGAUGCAUGAUCCAGUUUCAUCUCUCCCGAGCCUGUUUUUAGACCAUGCUUUGAAAACCAGCAAAAUGCUCAGUGAUCAUGAAUAUAAGAAGGUAUUUGAAGAAAGCAAAGGAAGUUAUCAUUUUGAAACGGACACAGCUGAGCACCUCCAUCAUAAAGGCAACACAGCGCUCCAGAGUCAGGUGAGGUACAAAGAAGAGUAUGAAAAAGCUAAAGGCAAGUCGAUGCUUGAAUUUGUGGACACUCCAUCUUAUCAGGCUUCAAAGGAGGCUCAAAAAAUGCAAAGUGAGAAAAUUUACCGAAAGGAUUUUGAAAAAGCAAUCAAAGGAAGGCCAUCACUGGAUUUAGACAAGACUCCAGAAUUUUUGCAUGUAAAAUACGUCACAAAUCUUCUUAAAGAGAAAGAAUAUAGAAAGGACCUGGAAAAUGAAAUAAAGGGGAAAGGAAUGGAACUUAGUUCAGAGAUCCCUGACAUUCAGAGAGCAAAAAGAGCAUCUGAAAUGGCAAGUGAGAAGGAAUACAAGAAAGAUCUAGAAACUGAAAUUAAAGGGAGAGGAAUGCAAAUUGGCACAGAUGCCCUUGACAUACAACGAGCCAAAAAAGCUUCGGAAAUCUCAAGCCAGAAAGAAUAUAAAAGAGAUCUGGAGACAGAAAUUAAAGGCAAAGGGAUGCAGGUGGGCACUGAUACUCUUGAUAUCCAGCGUGCUAAGAAAGCAUCUGAAAUGGCAAGCCAGAAAGAAUACAAGAGAGAUCUGGAAAAUGAAAUUAAAGGGAAAGGAAUGCAAGUGAGCAUGGAUAUCCCUGAUAUGCUGCGAGCCAAGAGAGCGUCUGAAAUUUACAGCCAGAAAAAAUACAAAGGUGAAGCAGAAAAAAUGCUGACUAAGUAUUCAUCAGUGGCAGAUACUCCUGAAAUACAGAGAAUCAAGACGGCCCAGAAAAACAUCAGCAUGGUGUUUUAUAAGAAAGGAGUGGGAGCUGGCACAGCUGUAAAAGACCCAGAGAUGGAACGAGUUAAGAAAAAUCAGCAGAAUAUUAGUUCAGUGAAAUAUAAAGAAGAAAUAAAGCAGGCAACGACUAUCUCAGACCUUCCAGAGCUAAAGAGAGCUAAAGAAAACCAGAAGAACAUCAGCGAUCUUCAGUAUAGAGAGCAGAACUACAAAGCUACCCCUGUUUGCAUGACUCCAGAGAUUGAGAGAGUGAAAAAGAACCAGGAGCAUCUCAGCAUGGUGACAUACCGAGGAGAAACCAGACGUGCCACAUCCAUUUCUGACCCACCAGAGUUGAAGAGGGUUAAAGAAAACCAGAGGAACGUCAGCAAUGUCCAUUAUAAGGGACAGCUGGGCAGAGCAACUGCUGUAAGUGUCACUCCGGAGAUGGAAAGAGUCAAGAAGAAUCAGGAAAAUAUUAGCUUGGUUAAGUACACGCAGGAUCAGAAACAGAUGAAAGGUAGACCAAGUUUGAUUGUAGAUACCCCUGGACUGAGGCAUGUUAAAGAAACUCAAAACAAUAUUUCCAUGGUCAAAUAUCAUGAGGACUUUGAGAAGACAAAGGGCAGAGGCUUUACUCCAGUUGUGGAUGACCCAGUGACAGAGAGGGUGAGGAAGAAUACUCAGGUUGUCAGCGAUGGCUACAAAGGUAUACAUCCACAGAUUGUGGAAAUGGAUCGGCGGCCUGGAAUCAUUGUGGACCUUAACGUUUGGCGCACUGAUCCUGGUUCUAUCUUCGACCUUGAUCCGUUGGAAGACAAUAUUCAAUCUAGGAGCCUACAUAUGCUCUCUGAAAAGGCAAGUCUCUACAGUAGACAUCGGUCUCAUUCAACCAGUACCCUUGGUGUAGGACUGGGGGAUGACAAGUCAGAAAUCUCUGAGACAAACCCUAGCUUUUCCUUCUGCAGUGAGAUAACAAGACCAUCUGAUGAAGGAGGAGCCCCUGUACUUCCUGGGGCCUAUCAACAAAGCCAAUCCCAAGGCUAUGGGUAUAUGCAUCAGACCAGUGUGUCAUCCAUGAGAUCAAUGCAACACUCUCCAAGUCUGAGGACCUACCGAGCAAUGUACGAUUACAGUGCUCAAGAUGAAGAUGAAGUUUCCUUCAGGGAUGGUGACUAUAUUGUCAACGUGCAACCCAUCGAUGAUGGAUGGAUGUAUGGCACUGUGCAGAGAACUGGGAAAACUGGAAUGCUUCCAGCCAAUUACAUUGAGUUUGUUAACUAAUUCUUUCUCCUCCUUCCCCUUUGAUUUAUUCUAAUAUGUUCCAAAACCUAACCUUUUUAAAAAGAUGGAAGAUACUUUUAAGACCACUUAUUAGCUAUUUUAUCACUGAGAUAAGUCAGUCCUUAAAUUGAAAAAUAGACACACAGGUCCCAGAAAGAAAGGAUGGGCUCUCAGCCAAAAGCAGCAGUAGAUCUAGUCGUUCCAAAAACCAACCAACUCAGUUAACUGUGACUGGAUAUCUAGUGCUGGUAACUGUGUUAAUGUUUUCCUCUGAUUGGCUCCUGAUCCCUUGUAUAAAAUGUCCUUUUCUGGUAUUGAAAAGAGGCCUUGCUUCUCCCUCUAAAUCUGAUAAGUAACGGAAACCUCUUAGCUGUCACUAUGGAAUCAUGAGAGAUCCAGUCCAUUAGUAUAAUAAUAGCACAUCUAGUAAUUUCCAAGCUGUUUAAAUUUAGACUCGUUAAGCAGGUACCAAAUACAGUUAGUUGGAAACUGUUAAGGACUGGUAGAGAAUAGGCUGGUUAAAAUCACAUUGUCUUAUCCAGUAGCCAUAGUGGUAAAGAAAGUUUUGCUCACACAAUAAAAAGAUUCCCAGCUUCCUCAGCACAAUGGCAUCUGUGCUCUCCAUAUGCAUUCCCAGGUGUGCCCCUCUCCUCCACUUACAUUUGAUAGGGCCAACUGGUUAAGACUCCCUUUCUGCUUUCUAUUAUUUAUCCCCUAAAUCUGAUUCAGGGAAAGAAAUAUAAUAUUUGCUUGGCCUCAAAAAAUGUCAGGGCCAAAUAACUUCAUAGCUACUCUGCAAAGGCCUAAAUUCAAAUGUCGCCUAUUUUCCUUUCCUAAUCUCCUUUACCCUGAUUACCCCAGGUAGGCUUAAGCUUAUGUACCAUAUGCAGUAUUACUGCAUAGCCCAUAACCAUACUGUUUAUUCCUGUCAUAACAGCUAAAUGCAUAGCUGAUUUAAAAAAAAAUCCUUCCUAUUUGCCAGCUCAUCAGAAAAAAAAAAGAAUUUAAAAAAGUUGCUUGAGAUUCUUCUGCUGUGCUGCAUUGUAAUUUUGAAGGAGUUACAACCUUAGGAAAUAGACUUACAUCUAGUAAAUAAAUAAUUUAGGUAUUCCUUGAGCAGCUUUCACUGACAAUGCUUCUAUAUUAAGGGGAAAAAAAGACUAACAGGAUCCGGUGAAAAGUUGAAUUUGAAUGAAAAGUAUUGAAAAUUGCAAAAAAAAACGUUAAUGGAAAGACAGAGAUUCUGUUUAGGGUAUGAUGAAUGGGUGGUUCUCAUUUGACUUCUGGCAUGGAAAUUCAGCAACCUAAACUGGUUAUAAAAGGAUUCUCUUUCUACUUUGUAUUAUGUCUCCUCUAGACCUAAUUUGGGCAGGGGGUGGGUGGCAGGAUGGGAGUGGGAAUAGGAAAUUCUUUAGAGAUUUUCAGCAAAGACACAAUGAGUAGCUCAUUAGUUGAGGAGUGAUCACAAAGGCUGAUAUUUCCCACAGAAAAUGAGUAGAAAUUCCCGUCAAAUUAGUGCCACUGUUACCUGGAGUCACAGUGUCAUGAAGCCAGAAGCUGAAUAGAGGAGCCAAGGUGUGGAUGCACCUGUAUUUUAUUUUUUUCUGAUUUUGCAGUUUAUUGUUAUUUCCAGUGAGAUUAUACACAAAGAACAUAUGGAUUUUUUGUACCAGUGCUAAACUUUGCUUAAUGCUUUAUUUUUUUAAACUGUCCAAGUAUUUAGUAAAAUGUACAGUAUUUAGAGGGGAUAUCUGUAGCACAGAACGUAUUGGAAAUUUUAAAGUAACAGUAAGCCUGAAACAAUGUCUUGUAACUGCAGAUCUUAUGGGGGCCAAAGUUAAAUGUCUGUUGAGAUUUUAGACCUUUGAAAAUCUGCAUUGUCUCACUUGGGUGAGAUGAUGGAAUUAAGAAAGCCAAUAAGCUAUAUUUCAAUCUAUUUAUAUCUACUUGGCAUCAGUAAGACUUGAAAAGGGAAAAUUUCAGUCAAUCAGGCUUAUUUUGGAUGGGGUUUGGGGUGGUAAUAACAUCACCUAAUAAUGGAUUUGACUGUUUUCAUUUGUCAUUGACUUGGAAAGUUAUUUAGCUGAAUCAAUGCAAUCAACGCUGUUUUGGGGGGUUAUUCAGGCACAGACUAAGGGAAACCUAAAUAUGUAAUUGAAUCGAAGAAUGUGCUUUGACAAAAACCCAAUCUAAAGGCAAUAAGCCUCUUCACUCCCACUUGAUUGUUAAGUAAAUAUGUAAAUUCCAAGGCUCCAGAUAGACCAUUUUUUGUGAUAACUUAAAAAAAAUUAGGAAAGGAAGAAAGCAUUUGGUAAUUGCAAUUUCAAACAAAGCAAAGCUAUAAUUUUUACAAACCCAUAUGUAGUAUGCUCAAGGAAAACUGACUUUAAGUGAUCAUUAGAAUCAGGGCUACAAAGUGACUACAGACUUGCUAUUUUCUAUUUAUUCUGUAGUUUCAAAACUCAAAUUUAGAAAAUGUAAACACCCACACGAGUGCACAUGUAUCCACAUAGAUGCAGUCUUCUAUUUCUGAGCUUCACGUAGGAUCUGGAUAUCAAUCAAGAUAAUUAUUCAUGUAAUGCCAACCAGCAGUAAUUAAGGAGCAAAUGUCAGCAUUGAAAUAAUUGGCAGGGUUGUAGAUGUGGUAAAGCAAGAUAGUGUGUCCUCUGAAGAUCAUAAUUCAUUAUUGUUGUUCAUGGUUACAAAAUCUUGUACUGAUGCUAAGUAUCUCUGAAGCAAGAGAAACACUAGAAACAGAAAUCUUAUAUCAAAGUACUAUCUCUACAGUGUCACAAUGUACAAUGUACUUUCUUAUUUUAAGGUACAUUCCUGGUGUUCUUAUUUGAUUCUUUAUUAACAUUCCACUUGACACCACCAUCCUUCCCCCAUCCUAAUCCAGCUUGGUGACAUCUCUCAUAUAAAACACUGACAGUGAAAGAGCAAAGUUAAGAAUAAAUAAUCUAUUUUAUCGAGUCAAAGAGGACUGCGCCAUACCAAAAAAAAAAAAAUAGAAAGGGUGAAUGUCCCUACCUUUCUAAUCAUGGGAUGUUUGCAAGAGUGAUAAAAGCAGCUAGACCAGUUUGAUAUGUUUUUAAAGGUUCCCAAGAACAACAACAAAAAUUCAAAACUGUGUGUGAAUCGUUUUUUCUCUUGAGAAUGACGUUAAUAAGGACAUAUUUCUUCUGUUGUAAGUAAGGUUUUGUAGUACACGUUUUUACUAAUUCUUAUCUAGGAAAGCUUUCUAUUUUUAACCUGUGGCAAAAUGAAUUCUCCUUUGUCAUCUUGUUAUCAUCGACUCUAAUUAGCAGCAUAAUCCAGUUUGCAGUGUUGGGAUCCAUAUCUCACAUCCCACCGAGCUCAGCAGAACAUACAAAAGUAUGGAAGCACAAUUCUCAGAACCACCUUGUGUAGACCUGCCAUUGUAGCAGGGCAUUACUCAACCUGUGUUUUUGCUUCUCUCAUCAAUUAAGGGAAGUGACAAGUUGUGCUUCAGUGCAUUUCAAAGACUGGAGAGAAGUCCUUUCUCAAAGAGGCAGUAUGACUAAAGUUGCCCCUCUAUUUCAGAUUCAUUCACCUCCACUGGAAUGUUUUAAAGGCAAAAAUAAUAAAAUGUGUGUUACCCCUUAAAAGCAUACAUGUGUAAACAUGGAGAGAGUGAAUAAGAUUUAAUAAAAUGGGUGCCUUGUUGAUUACCCCCCCCCCAUUUGUCCACAUGGUCUUUGAAAGUAAACCAAGUAAGCUUCUGUUGCCGGUUCUACAGGAACGCUCAUAUCAUUUGUGAUUUGUAUUUUAAGAAGUGGGAAGGUCUGGAGAAAGAAGAGCUCUCUUUGUCAUCCAGCCAUAUUGGGGUUAAUAACUAAUUGCAUUUCACUUUCAGAAGAAUUCAAACUCAUAAAAAUGAAAGGGCAUUUUUAAACUUUUCCAUCUCUUCCUUGAGAGCUCCUUGGGGACUUAAAAUGCCUAUGGUUCUUUAACACAAGGGUUAAAUUUAGGUUUGGGGAUUUUUAGUAUCUCCUAGACAAAAGAAUUAUGAGGCACAAGCAUUUGGCAGAAUUGACUUCAUUAGAAGAAAAUUGUUUCAUGAUUUCACAACUCAUUCUUUGCCUGUAAGAAUCUAAAACCUGUGUAGAUAGGUAGGCCUAUAAAAGUUGCUAGAUUAUGGCUGUCCUGAGUCACAUGAAAUAUGGAAACAAAAAACUUUAGUUAAGUACUGUCUUAGUAGUAAAACAUAUAAAUUAGAUUAAAAAUGCUAAAUGAAAGUAGCUCUUUGAAGUGAUAUAUGCCCUUCGGGGCUCUUUGCAGGCAAUUGCUAACUACUGCCGAUGUAAAAAGCUAAGACUUUAGAUAAGCUGUAGCAAUCAUUCCAAGAUGCUUUAGACUACAGGAACCCCCUGCCACAAGUUUGGAAGAAGCCUCAGGACCAUCUGUUCCCCCUCAAACUCUGUGAUCCACUACAAUGUAUUUGUGGGGAUAUCAUAUGCUUUUUGUGUCUGAUAUACAAUAUAAAGUUUGCAUACUAGAUUUAAGUUGUAAUCCAUUUGCUGUUGAGAAUAAAUUGUAUUGGAAGAUGAAAGGAUAAUGCAUGACAAUCAUGUGCUUGGGUAUUGCACUGGACAGGUUGCUGGACCAUCAGAAAAUACCACUGAAUGUACUAUUGACAUGAUGUGGAAACUAUAAGCUGUUGGUUUUUGCCAUGUGAUGUUAAAAAAAAAUAGCAAAAAGAAACUACGGGGCAGUUUGGCUUAUAUUUGCUUUAAAGUAUGUAGAAUUUGAGUUUGUUAUCCUGCUUUUUUUUCUUUCACUUUACUGUAUUUGCUUAAAAGGCAUGUAGUUAAGAAGGAAACAAUGUUUUUUUUGAAUGGAGGGACUUACAGAAUGAAGUCAUGUGUUGACAUAAUUUGGCUUUUGUUAUGCAGAUUGUUAACACCAGCUAUUAAAAUAUAUUUUAGUAGAAAUGCUUUAAUUCACAUUCUUUUCCCUUUACACUGUGAAUCUUGGUGGACUGCAACAACAUCAUGCUAACCCAAAUACUAACCUAUGCAAACUAGAUCACGUUUCAUUUGAUGUCACAGUGACUGUAACAUGAUAGUUUUUUCCCUGCCUAACAUGCAAUGGCAUUAAAAACAAACGGUUGAGUCUCACAUCAUGUAUGUCCAUCGUGGUCACUGAACGCACUCUUCAAUGCAGCUGUCGUCAUGAGGAUCAGUCUAGGAGCAAAGCACCAGUUCGCUUGGCUUGGUCGAUGGAUUGUUAAAAUGAGAAGGCUGGUGAUGUACGCUUGCUGUGGCUCCAGCUUGCUUCUUUUGAGUGUUUUCCUCAAGUAGAACUGUGUGUAAAAAUGUCCUCUCUUCUGGGUAUGGGUAUUCUUUUCUCCAUUCUGUAUUUGUGAAACUUUAUAAAAGCAUUAAUUUUCCAUUCCUACACACUUGGUUUGCUUAAAUAAAUGCAGGUAAUGAUGAAA
Molecule: messenger RNA, 8799 nt
Organism: Phascolarctos cinereus (koala)
Lineage: Eukaryota; Metazoa; Chordata; Mammalia; Diprotodontia; Phascolarctidae
Gene: NEBL
Product: nebulette
Biological process (GO): cardiac muscle thin filament assembly
Cellular component (GO): Z disc
Molecular function (GO): actin filament binding
Source: RefSeq, a predicted model, not a curated record